UUCCAUUUUGAAUUCCAUGGUUUACUCUUGAGAUAACUUAGCACUUUUAUAAGAGUUGUGUUUCAGUGUUAUUAGUCUGUGUAGGAACCUGGUAUUCAUUGUUUUGACUCAGAGGGGGCAGACGAUAGAGUUUUCAUACUAGACAUUUGAUUUUUGGAAGAAAAUGGGGUGAAAAAACAUUGGGGUUUGCUUUUUCGGGAAGAAGAUUGUUCUGCGGUUAGGGCAUAAACAAAGUAAGGUGCAGCGGCUAUGGAGACUCUGUCUCCGUCGUCUUCUUCUAUUUCAGCUCGCCGGGAGUCGGUCACCUUUGAUGAGUUCUCUAUGCAGCAAAGCUUGCUCUUCACGGACAGCCUCAAGGAUUUAAAGAACUUGAGGUCACAGUUAUACUCAGCAGCAGAAUACUUUGAAUUAUCAUACAGUAAAGAUGAGCAAAAACAGAUAGUAAUGAAUACCUUGAAAGAUUAUGCUGUUAAGGCUCUUGUAAAUACUGUGGAUCACUUGGGCUCAGUAUCUUAUAAGGUCAAUGGCCUUAUUGAUGAAAAGGUCGACGAGGUGUCGGGUGCAGAACUUCGAGUAUCAUGCAUUGAACAGAGAAUUCGAACAUGCCAGGAGCACAUCGAUCGGGAAGGGCGUGCUCAACAGUCUUUAGUAAUUGCUGCUCCUAAAUUCCAUAAACGGUACAUAAUACCAGUAGAUGAACCAUUGCCUGAAUCAGGUAGGAAAGCUACAGCUGUGAAUCAAGAGCGAUUGUUCCGACCCAAGGAGGAUACGGAAUCGCAACAGUUUCGCGCUGAUUUUAGCUCCAGUCUGAGAGACAGACCUCCUUCAUUCAGAAAAAUGCGUUCACUCUCACCUUCCCCUACCAUGCGUGCUCGCUCUGCAUCGCCUCGGAAAGGGCGAUCACCAUCACCUUCCCCACGGCCUGGAAAAUGGACCACUGAUAAAAGAGCAAUCUCACCUUUGCCAACUGCAAAUCCACUUGCACGCUCUGGUUCAUUUUCAGUCAGGCCAGCUGUUCUAAACUCAUCAAAUAGUGCACGACAGCUUCCUGUGGAGGCUCAUAAAUCAGUCUCAAUGAAAUUGCAUUCUGAAAGGAAUGACAAGAAGGAGAUUGAGCGGCUUCCAAGCAAAAGCAAAAGCUUCCUAAAAACUCUGCUCAGUAGGCGCAGAUCAAGGAAGGAUGAGAUGCUGUACAGCUAUAUAGAUGAAUAUUGAAGAACAUCUUAUAUUUCAUUUAAAUUUGCUUUGCUUUAUCAUACGUUUUUUCAUUUACUCAAAUUCUCUCUACAGAAAAGGUGGCAUGUAAAGGUUA
This is a messenger RNA of Dendrobium catenatum, 1312 nucleotides long. RefSeq names its product protein ABIL3. The record is from RefSeq and is a predicted model, not a curated record. Bases 250 to 1215 code for a protein of 321 amino acids. The transcript is spliced from 10 exons. Lineage: Eukaryota; Viridiplantae; Streptophyta; Magnoliopsida; Asparagales; Orchidaceae.